Messenger RNA from Fonsecaea multimorphosa CBS 102226, 414 nucleotides. RefSeq lists its product as uncharacterized. The transcript has a single exon. NCBI's taxonomy places the organism in Eukaryota, Fungi, Ascomycota, Eurotiomycetes, Chaetothyriales, Herpotrichiellaceae. The record is from RefSeq and is a predicted model, not a curated record. Bases 1 to 414 code for a protein of 137 amino acids.
AUGGCCGACAACGACAAAUACGAACCGCCCGCCGGCCCUCCACCCAACGGAGCGCUGACCGUGCCGCCGCAGGUACACCACGACGCCGGCCCAUACUAUCCGCCCGAUGCACCGGUAGACAACACCCGUGGUCCUGUGCCUCAGUCGUAUCCUCCAGCUCAAGGCCCCAACGGUGGCUAUGUCCCGCCUCAGGGCUGGAACCAAGGUCCCCCGGGUCCCUGGCAGCCGCAGGGUGGUCCCCCGGGCCAACAACCAUACGGAUACUACGGUCCGCCGCAACCGGGCAUGUAUUAUCAACAAGGCCCUCCAGUGGGAUACUAUGAUAGAUCGCCAAAUCAAGCAGCGGCUGAUGGGUGCUGUGCGGCAUUCCUGGCUGCCCUGACAUGCUGUUGCUGUCUUGAGCUCUUGUUCUAA